Sphaeroforma arctica JP610 is the source of this 210-nucleotide messenger RNA. RefSeq lists its product as hypothetical. Bases 1 to 210 code for a protein of 69 amino acids. The transcript has a single exon. The record is from RefSeq and is a predicted model, not a curated record. NCBI's taxonomy places the organism in Eukaryota, Ichthyosporea, Ichthyophonida.
AUGAGCGGGUGGUUCAAUACUGAGCUACACGAAAGUGAAUCCAACGCCGACAACAACACUAUAUGGAAAUUCAAGAAGCUGGAUUACCAUGACACGUCGUUCUUACACCGAUGGUUUGCUUGUUGGGAGGAAGCCAAGACAACCAAGACUAAAGGGAAGAUAUCCGCGGGGGUGAACCAAACUGUGACACUGCUCAUGUGUGGAGUAUAA